AUGUCUGCUUGGGAAGGUUAUUUAAGAGACAUUUAUUACAAUCCUACCAAUGCUGGGAGUUUCUCUGGACCAGACAAACUGUAUAGAUAUGUACGGAAAGCCGGGAAAUACGUCAUCAGCAAAUACAAGAUAAGAAAAUGGCUACAACGACAAGAGCCUUACAGCCUUCAGAGAUCCCUCCGACGUCCAUUCAAACGAAACAGAAUCUUGGUGACAGGAAUCGACGACCAAUGGUCUGCCGAUCUCAUAGACAUGGUCAAGUUUCAGAACGAAAACAACGGUUAUUCUUACGUACUCGUGGUGAUAGACGUGUUCUCAAAAUUUCUAUGGAUGAAACCUCUAAAAAACAAAACAGGUGCAUCCGUAACAAAGGCUCUUCGUGAGAUUCAUAGCGAGGGGAGACAACCUAGCAGGAUCCGUACCGAUAAGGGGCAAGAAUUCAGAUCCAAGGAAGUAAACUCUCUCCUAAAUCAAUACCACAUUCAGCAUCUUUAUGCCCAAAACGAAACCAAGGCUGCCGUGUCCGAGCGCGUUAUCAAGACCAUCAAGUCAAGAAUGUAUAGAUAUUUCACACACAUAAGGAAUUACGAAUACGUGACAAAACUCCAGACGUUCGCCGACAGCUACAACAAGACGUUUCAUAGGACCAUUGGGACAGCUCCAACUAAGGUUAACAAAAAUAACGAAACAUCUGUCUGGUGGAGGAUGUACUGGCCGAAGAAAGAGCCGAUCUUACGAAAGACUAAAAAAGUUCGUAAACCGUUCAAGUUUAAAGUAGGGGAUAAAGUGCGUUUGUCACAUCUCAGGAAUCCAUUCACACGGGAAUACGAUGAAAAAUGGACGGGGGAGAUAUUUACCAUUUCUCAAAAGAUCCUACGUGGAGGCUUACCUGUGUACAGAGUCACGGAUUACGAUGGCGAUGAAAUUAAAGGUACUUUCUAUCAGUCCGAGCUACAGAAAGUUGACGUAAGGGAGGAUGACAUGUGGAAGGUAGAGACCAUAUUGAAAACCAGAGGAAAAGGCCGUAGCAAACAACACUACGGGAAAUGGCUAAAUUGGCCUAAGAAAUUUAAUUCCUGGAUACGCGCAUCAGAUCAGCGUAACCGAUUUGUAAGAGAGUGA
Messenger RNA from Mizuhopecten yessoensis (Yesso scallop), 1122 nucleotides. RefSeq lists its product as uncharacterized. Lineage: Eukaryota; Metazoa; Mollusca; Bivalvia; Pectinida; Pectinidae. Gene Ontology annotation, molecular function: nucleic acid binding. Gene Ontology annotation, biological process: DNA integration. The record is from RefSeq and is a predicted model, not a curated record. The transcript has a single exon. The coding region runs from base 1 to 1122 and encodes 373 amino acids.